AUUAGAAGGAAAAAUCAUUUAUGAGUGAAAUAGAAAUUUGAUAUCUCUUUAUUAGUUUCUGCAUCUCGAGGGGUUUUUGGGAUUCUCUGAUUCGAUCGAGUUCUAUUUGUCGUUGUGUACAACAUCUCGGGUGGAUCUUUGUUGAUGGCGAAACUGAGACACUCGCGAUUUCAAGCGAGGAAAUGGUCGACAUUGAUGCUGGUUCUGUUUAUGUUGUUUAUGUUAACGAUUGUUCUCUUAAUGCUUUUGGCUUUCGGAGUUUUCUCUCUUCCUAUUAACAACGAUGAAUCCUCUCCUAUCGAUCUCUCUUAUUUCCGACGAGCUGCCACUGAGAGAAGUGAAGGACUUGGGAAGAGAGGAGACCAGUGGACUGAAGUGCUUUCUUGGGAACCUAGAGCUUUUGUCUACCACAAUUUCUUGUCGAAGGAAGAAUGUGAAUAUUUAAUCAGUCUUGCAAAACCACAUAUGGUGAAGUCAACUGUUGUAGAUAGCGAAACCGGCAAGAGCAAAGAUAGCAGGGUGCGAACAAGCUCAGGGACUUUCCUUAGGAGAGGAAGGGACAAAAUCAUUAAGACCAUUGAGAAAAGAAUAGCAGAUUACACCUUUAUUCCUGCAGAUCAUGGUGAAGGACUUCAAGUUCUUCACUACGAAGCAGGGCAAAAGUAUGAACCACACUAUGAUUAUUUUGUUGAUGAGUUCAACACUAAAAAUGGAGGUCAACGGAUGGCUACAAUGCUUAUGUAUCUGUAAGAGUUUUCUAACUUUACUUGAUUUUAAAGGUUGCUAUGUUCAAGUAUCUACUAAUUUUGCCUUCAAAAUCCUUAUUCUACAGGUCGGAUGUUGAGGAAGGCGGUGAAACAGUGUUUCCUGCUGCCAAUAUGAAUUUUAGUUCUGUACCAUGGUAUAAUGAGCUCUCUGAGUGUGGGAAAAAGGGACUUUCCGUAAAGCCGAGAAUGGGUGAUGCAUUGCUUUUCUGGAGCAUGAGGCCUGAUGCUACACUAGAUCCUACAAGUUUGCAUGGUGGAUGUCCUGUGAUUAGAGGGAACAAGUGGUCAUCUACCAAAUGGAUGCAUGUUGGCGAGUACAAAAUCUAGCGUGUUUGGUUUCUGGACAGUAAACUGUUUCCUUUCAUGGUGGAUGGGAUGCAAAGUUGGAACUAGAAAUUACAGAGAGUUGAUGUUUGUUUUUUCCCUGCGGCUCGGUGCAUUCCUUGCUUUGAUGGGAUUCAAGGUUUAUCAUUAGAGAAUACCAAAAGAUAGAGAUUUUGUUAGAGUAAAUUAGGAUGGCUUAGAGUGACUCUUACUCAUUGGUAUACCCAUAAAGGUCUUGUGUCUUUGAACAAGAGUUGUGAAUUACAUAGUUUUGUGGUAUUCUUUUGUUUUGUUUGUGAUUAGAAACAUAAUCAAAUUAAAAAUUGUUAUCAUACCAUGAAAGCUGAAUUGUUAUAUAUAUUUACCCAAAUUAUCCAAUGGACUGAUCCUUAGUUUGGGUUGUGUGACACAACUUGCGU
This is a messenger RNA of Arabidopsis thaliana (thale cress), 1510 nucleotides long. Its product is annotated as 2-oxoglutarate (2OG) and Fe(II)-dependent oxygenase superfamily protein. The record is from RefSeq and is marked reviewed. The transcript is spliced from 7 exons. Gene Ontology annotation, cellular component: endoplasmic reticulum membrane. The coding region runs from base 145 to 750 and encodes 201 amino acids. NCBI's taxonomy places the organism in Eukaryota, Viridiplantae, Streptophyta, Magnoliopsida, Brassicales, Brassicaceae. Gene Ontology annotation, molecular function: L-ascorbic acid binding; oxidoreductase activity, acting on paired donors, with incorporation or reduction of molecular oxygen; procollagen-proline 4-dioxygenase activity.